Quercus lobata is the source of this 497-nucleotide messenger RNA. Its product is annotated as auxin-induced protein X10A-like. The record is from RefSeq and is a predicted model, not a curated record. The transcript has a single exon. Bases 77 to 379 code for a protein of 100 amino acids. NCBI's taxonomy places the organism in Eukaryota, Viridiplantae, Streptophyta, Magnoliopsida, Fagales, Fagaceae. Gene Ontology annotation, biological process: response to auxin.
AUAUCAAAUCCUUACUUUCUUCUCCCUUUUCUUUUGCGAACCUUGUCUUUUUUCUAAGAAAUACUACCAGAUAUCCAUGGCCAUUCGUUUGCCAGGUAUUAUGCAUGCUAAGCAAAUUCUCCGACGAUCAAACUCAUUUAGAAAGAAAGAUUCUUCACCAUCUAUAGAUGUUCCAAAAGGCUACAUUGCUAUAUAUGUUGGAGAGAGUGAAAGGAGGCGCUUCGUAAUUCCUAUAACAUUUUUGAACCAGCCUUCAUUUCAAGAAUUGCUAGGUAAAGCUGAGGAAGAAUUUGGAUUUGAUCAUCCAAUGGGUGGUCUCACAAUCUCCUGCAACGAAGAGAUCUUCUUUGAUCUCACUUCUCACUUAUAUGAAUUGUGAUAUGGAGCCACUAAGAUAAAACAGAAGAAACAAUUUUGUAAAUCCAUGUAAAUUCUUUAUUUCUUUUAGGCAGAAGAAGAGUUGAGGAAUGUCCUUUUACUAAAAAAAUUACUAAUAG